Molecule: messenger RNA, 543 nt
Organism: Musca vetustissima
Lineage: Eukaryota; Metazoa; Arthropoda; Insecta; Diptera; Muscidae
Exons: 2
Coding region: 1-543 (180 amino acids)
Source: RefSeq, a predicted model, not a curated record
AUGGGUGCUUUCAUUACAACUCUGCUACUACUAUGCGGUUCGAUAUGUGCUGCAAUGGGUAAACAUUAUGAGCUUGAUAUUCUAGAAGUUGAAUGGAAUACAACCACACCCGAUCUAAUAGACGCACGUUUAAAACCAGUGCAGCCAUCUCGUGGUAUUUAUGGUGUAAGCGGUUAUAUUGAUUUUAAGGAGGAUGUUAACAUGGAUGACACUACAGCCGAGGUCAAAGUGUACUACAGCAGCACUGGAAUGAAUUAUCAAUUGUCACCCUUCAGAGUUCCGGAACAAAGCUUCACCUCAGGCAUGAAUACCGCCUAUAAAAAUUAUCUUAUGGAAGGUUUGGCUGAAUGCUGUGAAGACUCGCCUCAAGCUGAGACAUUUACAUCGCCGCUUACAAAACGUAAAAUGAUAUGUGAAAAUUGUCUAUUUCCGAGUGAUAAUUUCCCACCAACAUUGCGUUUAGGCUUUUAUCGACUCAUUAUAUUAUUGUAUAAUGAUUUGGAUUUUACUUUGUCAAUAUUGUUGAAAGUAGAUUUGGCCUGA